GCAUGUAGUUGCGUGAGGCCAGGAGGCGCCAAACAUAACCAACUUGUGUAAGCCAAGGCCACUUUGUUUUGAAGAAACUUGGCCACAUCUUGUCCACACAGUUUCUCUGUUUCUGAUGGAUAUACCCACCCCAUAAUCCAAAACCAGAGAAUUUCAAUUUCUCUGGACUUGGAAGGAAACACAAAGGCAGCGUGAGGAGGAAAAAAUGUCGGUGGCUUCACCGAUUCCUUGCAUCAAGACUCUAAAUCGGACAUCAUCAACACCAGCGACCUCCUCCUCCUCCGCUUCCGCUUCUUCUUCUUCUUCUUUUAAAUUUUGUGCGUCGAGGCGAUAUAUUGUCACAAUUCGGAGUUCCCAAACUGAGGGUCCUAUAAGGAGACCUGCGGCUCCUUCUCUCAGAGAACCUUUGAAGCCCACUCCUCCUUCUUUUCCGGUAGCGCAGCCUCCGCGGCCUGCUUCGGUGGCUCUGGAGGAUUCUACUGUAAUUACUAUGGAAUUUCAGAGGCAGAAGGCCAAGGAGCUGCAGGAGUAUUUUAGGCAGAAGAAGCUUGAGGAGGCAGAUCAGGGUCCGUUCUUCGGUUUCAUUGGCAAGAAUGAGAUUGCCAAUGGAAGAUGGGCUAUGUUUGGUUUUGCCGUCGGAAUGCUAACAGAGUAUGCAACAGGCUCGGACUUUGUCGAUCAAGUAAAGAUCCUCCUCUCCAAUUUCGGUAUACUAGACCUUGAAUGAACAUCUUGUAUGAUCCUCAAUUCAUGAAUACUUUCUGAAAUUGAAUUACUUGUUGAUCUACACAGCUUUCUUUGUAAUUUGUUUGAAUUUCACUUUGCUUGAGCAAUCGAUUAUCGCAUAUCAUAUCUUCUUGAUUCGUUUGA
Messenger RNA from Tripterygium wilfordii, 870 nucleotides. Its product is annotated as light-harvesting complex-like protein OHP2, chloroplastic. Bases 206 to 727 code for a protein of 173 amino acids. Gene Ontology annotation, cellular component: chloroplast thylakoid membrane. The transcript has 2 exons. NCBI's taxonomy places the organism in Eukaryota, Viridiplantae, Streptophyta, Magnoliopsida, Celastrales, Celastraceae. The record is from RefSeq and is a predicted model, not a curated record.